AAGGGUUUUCUUUUGCUUUGCAGGGUCAUACGUUGAAACUUGAAAGCAUUCCAUUCUGUCACACUACAUGCAUUGGCUGACCCCACGACGUGUUCAAACUCCAAAGUUACCGGCUUUCCAAUCUUAAAGAAGAUACCACAGGCAUCACUGUACAGUACUAUAUUGUCACAAAUCUUUCAGAGGCCAGGACUCUCGUCCCACAUCUUUCAGAGGGCAGGAGGACAAGGAAUAGCGUCCCACAUCUUCAAUCUUCUUCACUAUGCUGCCCAAGAGCAGCAGCUUCUCUGCUCUGCUGGUCAUUGUUUUCAGCUGCAGCUUCAGCUUGCUGAGAUUUUGUGAGUCUGUGGUGCCCCAGGAUGAAAUUGAUGCUCUCCAAGAAAUAACUAAAACGAUGGGUGCAAAUUAUUGGAAGUUUAAUGGCGAUUCUUGCGAGAUUGAAUCUGUUGGGGUAACAGAAGAGCCACCAAAAGGAGCUGAGAGCAGUAUUGGUUGUGAAUGCAACAACACUGUCUGUCAUGUCACAGAAAUAGUACUCAAGGGUUAUAGUCUACCCGGCAUGCUUCCCCCGCAACUUGUCAAACUUCCUUACCUUAAACAAAUUGAUUUUGCUCUCAAUUAUCUAAAUGGUACUAUACCAAAAGAAUGGGGUGCAAUGCAGUUAACUUCAAUCUCUCUUCUUGUGAAUCGCUUGUCAGGGGAGAUUCCGAAGGAGUUGGGAAAUAUUACUACUCUUACAUCCCUGGUUCUUGAAGCAAAUCAAUUCUCCGGAGUUGUUCCCCAUGAGCUUGGAAGUUUAAUCAACUUGGGAACUAUGAUGUUGUCCUCCAAUCGUUUGACUGGAAACUUACCGAUGACAUUUUCUGGGCUAAGAAAUUUGACAGACUUUAGAAUAAACGAUAACAACUUCAGUGGAACAAUACCUGAUUUUAUACAGAAUUGGAAACAACUUGAAAGAUUAGAAAUGCAUGCGAGUGGGCUUCAGGGACCCAUCCCUUCCAACAUAUCUCUUUUGAUCAACUUAACAGAGUUGAGGAUUAGCGAUAUAAAUGGAACAGAGCAGGGUUUUCCAGUAUUAAAAAACACAACAGGCCUAGAAAGAUUGGUUCUGAGAAACUGUAACAUUUCUGGAGAGAUUCCUCCAUACGUCUGGACAAUGCAAAACCUGGAAAUGUUGGAUGUCAGUUUUAACAAGUUAGUAGGGCAAAUUCCAGCUACAUUGAACUUAGAGCGUUUGAGAUUCCUAUUUUUAACUGGCAACUCUAUGAGUGGGAGUGUACCAGACUCAGUGCUCAAGGAUGGAAGUAGCAUUGAUCUUUCGUACAAUAACUUCACAUGGCAAGGCCCCGAGAAACCUGCUUGUCAAGACAACAUCAAUCUAAACCUGAACUUGUUCCGGAGCUCUUCAAGAGAAAACAACUUAAGGAGAGGUCUUCCAUGCUUGAAGAAUCUCAACUGUCCACGAUUUUCAACUUGUUUGCAUGUUAAUUGUGGUGGAAAUGACAUCACUGUCGAAGGAAACAAAGGAAACAUUUUGUAUGAAGGAGACGGAGGAGUUGAAGGUGGCACUGCAGAUUUUUUUUUAAAUGAUGCUUCUUAUUGGGGAUUUAGUAGCACUGGAGACUUCAUGGAUGACAACGAUAUCCAGAAUACACGCUACUCUGUAUCUCUGGCAUCUUCCAAUCUCUCUGGAUUAUACACAACAGCACGCAUAUCUCCACUUUCAAUCACUUAUUUCCAUUAUUGCUUAGAAAAUGGUGACUAUACCGUAACUCUUCACUUUGCGGAGAUACAGUUUACAAAUGACCAAACAUAUUCGAGUCUUGGAAGGCGCAUUUUUGAUAUCUAUGUUCAGGAUGAAGUAUUGCGGAAGGAUUUCAAUAUUGAAGAUGAGUCAAAGGUGGCUCAAAAGCCUGUAGUAAUACAAGAACACAAUGUCAGUGUGACGAAUAAUAUCUUAGAGAUCCGAUUCUAUUUUGCUGGUAAAGGUACAACAAGGAUUCCUGAAAGAGGAAUAUAUGGUCCCCUUAUAUCUGCUAUUGCCGUGGAAUCUGAUUCCAGAGAUUGCUCAAAUGGUGGAAAAAAAGGGACUGUUCACAUUGUCACUGGAGUCGUAGUAGGAGCAUUUCUCCUAGUAUUCGUGAUGUUAGGGAUCCUUUGGUGGAAAGGGUACUUGCCUUGCAAAAGGGGAAGGAAGAAAGAUAGAGACGGACUUGAUGGGCAGACAGGGGGUUUUACUUUAAAACAACUAAAAGCCGCCACUAACGACUUCGAUUAUGAUAACAAAAUUGGAGAAGGUGGCUUUGGUCCUGUCUACAAGGGUCAAUUGCCUGAUGGUAGAGUGAUAGCUGUUAAACAGCUUUCGUCCAUGUCAAGGCAAGGAAAUCGUGAGUUUUUAAAUGAGAUGGGCAUGAUUUCUUGUUUGCAACAUCCGAAUCUGGUGAAACUUCAUGGCUGUUGUAUCGAAGGAGGUCAGUUAUUGCUGGUCUAUGAGUACAUGGAGAAUAAUAACCUUGCACGAGCUUUGUUCGGCCGAGAAAAUCAUCUUAUGAACUGGGCAACAAGGCUUAAGAUCUGCAUUGGGAUAGCAAGAGGACUAGCUUUUCUCCAUGAAGAAUCAGUACUUAAAAUUGUUCACCGAGACAUCAAAGCGACUAAUGUGCUGCUUGAUGAGGACUUGAACCCUAAAAUAUCUGACUUUGGAUUGGCAAAGCUUGAUGAAGAGGAGAAGACACACAUAAGCACCCGAGUAGCUGGGACCAUAGGAUAUAUGGCACCAGAAUACGCACUAUGGGGUCACCUGACCUACAAAGCGGAUGUUUACAGUUUUGGAGUAGUGGCCUUGGAAAUCAUCAGUGGGAAGAACAACAACAAUUAUAUUCCGAGUGAUGAUUGGGUUUGCCUUUUAGAUUGGGCUUGUCAUUUGCAACAAACAGGCAACUUAUUGGAGCUGAUCGAUGAGAAGUUAGGUUCCGAGUUUGACCAAAAGGAAGCAGAGAUCAUGGUUAAAGUAGCUCUCCUGUGCACAAAUGCCUCUGCAUCACUUAGGCCUAGCAUGUCCGAGGCGGUGAGCAUGCUUGAAGGACAAAUUCCCGUCCCUGACGUGGUACCAGAACCGAGGACGUAUAAGGAGGAUUUGAGAUUUAAGGCCAUGAGAGACCUCCACCGCCAGCGGGGUGAUCAUAGCUCGAGUAUUAGCCAUACGCAAAAUUCAUUUACUGUCCAUGCAUUCGAAUCUACCUCUACGACUGGCCUCGACUUCUCGGAAAUCAUCUCGGAAUCAAGGCCCUCUUGAGACAUAGUGGAAGUUCUUUUUCUCUUGUAGCAAUCAUCAUGUAUCGGUAGUCUUUGUAAACGCAUAUGCAGAUCUGCUGUGUCCAUAUUUUCUUGUACAUAUAUAUAUAUAUAUGUGUGUGUGUGUGUGUGUGUUCUCUCCAGGGUUUAGGUUGUACUGAAAAAAAAUCGGAUGAGAUAAUUAUUUGCAUGGAAUCAUUUGAAAUGACUGUUUAAUGAAAUAAUUUUGUUCUCUCUA
Molecule: messenger RNA, 3529 nt
Organism: Pyrus x bretschneideri (Chinese white pear)
Lineage: Eukaryota; Viridiplantae; Streptophyta; Magnoliopsida; Rosales; Rosaceae
Product: probable LRR receptor-like serine/threonine-protein kinase RFK1
Biological process (GO): protein phosphorylation
Molecular function (GO): protein binding; ATP binding; protein kinase activity
Source: RefSeq, a predicted model, not a curated record